Molecule: messenger RNA, 1098 nt
Organism: Lampris incognitus (smalleye Pacific opah)
Lineage: Eukaryota; Metazoa; Chordata; Actinopteri; Lampriformes; Lampridae
Gene: gtf3ab
Product: general transcription factor IIIA, b
Cellular component (GO): nucleus
Source: RefSeq, a predicted model, not a curated record
UAAAACUCCCCUCCCUUCUUUCCUAAUUGGUAUCUUCCGAUAAGUUAAAUCAUGCACAGCACAGGUGAGCAGCUAAGCCCUGCUGUCUUGGGAUGAGGUUGUCUUUUGCCACAACUACAGAGUUCUCUAGCAUGAACAAUGGAAGAGGGGUCACAAAGUAAAGAAACGUUUUGCUCAUUUGUUGAUGGUAAAGCCAGAUUCAGUGAACUAUGGAAGGUAGGGGCUCACCUUUGCAAGCACACCGGCUUGAGGCCGUUUUCGUGUGACCGCUGUGACAAGAGCUUUUGCACUGCCAACCAGCUCACCAGACACCACCGCAGUGGGGAAAAACCAUACCACUGCUUGUUGGAAGGCUGCUCGGAGGCCUUUGCCACACUCGCGAGCAUGAAGGACCACAUGGCUCAAACUCCCCAGCAGAAGAAGCGCUAUGAUUGUGACCGUCAGGGCUGUGAGAAGACCUUCAACAAGAGGAACCAACUGAAGGCCCAUGAAUAUGAGCACACGCAGCUUCUGCCCUCUCAUUGUUCCUUGGGCAGCUGUACAAUGGAGUUCUCCUCUCAUAACAAACUGAGGCACCAUGAGAGACUGCAUGAUGGUUACGGCUGUGAUGAGGACGCUUGUACUGUCCUGGGCCAGACAUGGACCGGAUACCAGACGCACAAAAAGAAACCUAGACGUACGGCUGAACUUCAAGCUAGCAUGUGCAAAAAGCAGUUUCUAACUGCCUGGUUCUUGCACCAACAUCACAUGCACUUCCACACUGGGGAGAGGAGGCUGUUUCGGUGCCCCAAAGAAGAGUGUGAUAAAACAUUCAAACGACUCUCGACCCUGAAGAACCACGUACUGGGAGACCACGAGGGAAGGAAGGCCCCUAGCUGUGCCUAUCCUGGCUGUGAGAAGAGCUUCCCCAUUAAGGAGAGUUUGUGGAGACAUGGGGUGGUGCACGAUCCUGCAAAGAGGAAACUGCAGAAUCUGCAUCCAAAAAAUAACCAGCCUUGGUCCAAGGCACGGCGAGUAGCGGCUGUGGCUGCAUCCACUGCUGUAGAGACCAAGCUGGCUGCAAUGCUGGCUAACGUCAAGCUGAAUACCGACCCAUGA